This is a messenger RNA of Esox lucius (northern pike), 3330 nucleotides long. RefSeq names its product chloride channel, voltage-sensitive 1a (gene clcn1a). NCBI's taxonomy places the organism in Eukaryota, Metazoa, Chordata, Actinopteri, Esociformes, Esocidae. Gene Ontology annotation, molecular function: voltage-gated chloride channel activity. Gene Ontology annotation, cellular component: membrane. Gene Ontology annotation, biological process: chloride transport; transmembrane transport. The record is from RefSeq and is a predicted model, not a curated record. The transcript is spliced from 23 exons. Bases 133 to 3156 code for a protein of 1007 amino acids.
GGACCUACCUCUGUGUGUUAGUGUGUGUGUGUGUGUGUGUGUGUGUGUGCAUUCGCUGGCGUGAACGCAGAGCGAGGCUGGAAAUGCUGAGAGCCACAGCGGAUUUAUUUUUGGGUCAGUGACAGUGUGUCAAUGGCCGCAGAUGCGUCGCAAAGGAAGGCUCUGAGAUACCAACAGACCCUGCUGUAUGGGGAGUACCAUGAGCACCCGGGUGGGUCUGGCAGGAGAGAGGCCACCCGACUGUUGAACGAGAGACAAUGGAAGAAACACGGCCCCGGUCAACGUCCGCAGCAUCAGCGUGGACGCCAACCCCACGGCCGCCACCACAGCCACCCCCACGUCCACCACCACGGCCACAGGCGCCUCAGCAGGCCGAGCGGUCGGCAGCCCUCUGAGGACGCGGGGCAAGCAGACAUGCUUACGGAGCAAGGCCAGGUUUCGUCUGGAAAGAAGCGCUGCUCCUAUUCCAAAUGCAGAGACUGUGUAGCGCGGGUACAGAGAUUCCUGGUCACCAAGUUGGGAGAGGACUGGAUCUUCCUUGUGCUGCUCGGCAUCUCCAUGGCACUGGUCAGUUGGACUAUGGACUACACCAGCGCCAAGAGUCUGCAAGCUUAUAAGUGGAUUCACUGGGAGCUGAAGGAUAACGUCCUGCUCCAGUACCUGGCCUGGGUCAGCUAUCCCAUGGCGCUCAUCAUGUUCGCCUCCCUCUUCUGCCACCUGGUCGCCCCGCAAGCCAUCGGUUCUGGUAUUCCUGAGCUGAAGACCAUCCUCAGAGGGGUUGUGCUGAAGGAGUAUCUGACAUUCAGGGCUUUUGUUGCAAAAGUCAUUGGUUUAACUGCAGGUCUGGGCAGUGGGAUGCCAGUAGGGAAAGAGGGCCCAUUUGUUCACAUAGCCAGUAUCUGCGCUGCCGUGCUGAGCAGGUUAAUGACGUUCUUCUCAGGAGUUGAUCAGAGCCCAUAUUGCUACACAGACAUCCUGACAGUUGGCUGUGCGGUUGGGGUCGGCUGCUGUUUUGGUACCCCUCUCGGAGGCGUGCUCUUCAGCAUCGAAGUGACGUCUACUUACUUUGCUGUGAGGAACUAUUGGAGAGGUUAUUUUGCUGCCACCUUCAGUGCCUUCAUAUUCAGAGUGCUCUCCGUGUUCAAUAAAGACGCAGUCACCAUCACUGCCCUCUUCCGCACAAAGUUCCGCAUGGACUUCCCCUUUGACCUCCAGGAGCUGCCAGCAUUUGCCAUCAUCGGGAUCUCCUGCGGGUUCCUGGGGGCCUUCUUCGUCUGGCUGAACCGUCAGGUGGUGCUUUUCAUGAGGAAACCCAACGCCAUGACGCGCUUCCUCACCAGACAUCGAUUGAUUUUCCCUGCCGUCGUGACCUUAGUGAUUGCCACCUUGACCUUUCCCCCUGGAUUUGGACAGUUCAUGGCUGGAGAGCUAAUGCCCAGAGAAUGCAUCAACUCCCUGUUCGACAACUUUACGUGGACCAAAAUCUGGGGCUCCCCCCCUCCCCCUGGCCUGGGGCGCUCCUCUGCCUGGCUGCACCCCGACGUCAGUGUCUUCGUCAUCCUUAUCCUCUUCUUCGUGAUGAAGUUUUGGAUGUCUGCUGUUUCCACAACGAUGCCCAUCCCUUCCGGAGCCUUCAUGCCUGUGUUCAUACUUGGAGCCGCUUUUGGGAGAUUGGUUGGAGAGAUUAUGGCAGCCCUCUUCCCCCACGGGAUUCUGUUUGAUGGAAUCUUGUACCGCAUCAUCCCAGGAGGGUACGCAGUCAUUGGAGCUGCUGCGCUGACCGGAGCGGUGACCCACACAGUGUCCACGGCAGUGAUCUGCUUUGAGCUGACGGGACAGAUCUCUCACAUCCUGCCCAUGAUGGUGGCGGUGAUCCUGGCCAACAUGGUGGCCCAGGGCCUGCAGCCGUCCCUCUACGACUCCAUCAUCCAGGUCAAGAAACUGCCUUACCUCCCCGAGCUGGGCUUCGGACACAUCAGCCAGUAUAAUAUCUUUGUGGAAGACAUCAUGGUUAGGAAGGUGAAGUUCAUCUCCUCACAGUCCACCUACAGCGAGUUAAUAAACCUCCUGGAGUCCACUUCUCUCAAAACUAUACCACUUGUGGAUUCAACAGAUUCUAUGAUCUUGUUGGGCUCCAUUGAACGCUUAGAGCUCCAUGCUCUCUGUGAUUGGUGGCUGUCGGCGGAGAGGCGGAUCCUCAUGCAGGAACAGCGUUUACAGGAACAGAACCUGUGUGCUAAAGAUAGCUGGGAAUCCUUUGCUUUUGUCGAUGAAGACGAUGAUGAAAGUGGAGAUAAGAGCACCCCAGUUCAGGAAGAGCGAAAUGGCCCCCUGCCUUCCCCAAAACCACAGGAACCCUCAUCCAAUCACACGGCUCCUAACAAGGGUCCGCUUCAGUCUGUUAGAAGAUCUCUACGAAAUCUCUUCUGUUCACGUGACAGAACGGCAGAGAGACAAUCACAGGAACCCUGCCCCAAUCCUCCCCUGUCCGAUACGAUGUCACCGCAAGAGAUCAAAGAAUGGGAAGAGAUCGAAAUGGAUAAGCCGAUGGCAAUUGAUCAGAUCCGAAUAGAUCCCUCACCUUUCCAGCUGGUGGAGAGGACAUCACUACACAAGACCCACACUCUCUUCUCAUUGCUGGGCCUGAGUCAUGCCUAUGUUACCAGUAUUGGAAAACUGGUGGGUGUUGUGGCACUUAAAGAGCUCCAGAAAGCCAUCGAGGGCUCAACACGUAGCGGGGUACGGCUGCGUCCCCCUCUGGCCAGUUUCCGCGACAUCAGCCGAAAGUCCUCCAAACCCCAGACAACCGCAACCCCGUCCUCCCCUGCUGCCCCCUGCGCCCAGCCGGUCUCCCCUGCUCCCGCUGUCCCCCGCGCUUCUGUCCUGUUGCCUCCCCUGGCUAGGGAGGACGAUGAUGAGGAGGAGCUGGAGGUGUGGAUCGAGGGCGUGAAGCAGAAGGUGGCGGUGGUGAACAGCAGCAGUAGCAGCAGCGGCAGUGUAACAGCUAGCGGUAGCGGUAGCAGCAGUCCCUCACUAGCGCGCCCCUCGCCCGUGUCCAUGGCUCUGGCCAGCACCCUCUCCACCCCCCUUGGUGCCCUCCGGCCUGUCGUGGAGCACCUAACGGAGGAGGAUAGCGAGGAUGAAGAGCCCAUCUAGCCUUUUCAACGAGUGAUUUAAAAAUAUAUAUAUAUAUUUCUUUUUUAUGGUGUGAAUUUCUUUUUUGUUGCUAUUUCCAUUUUUUCCCUCCCUAUUACUCUUUCCUUUACUCUCUCAGUCUCUCUGCCCCUCUCUCUCAGUCUCUCUGCCUCUCUCUGCCUCUCUCUGCCUCUC